Molecule: messenger RNA, 1209 nt
Organism: Leptinotarsa decemlineata (Colorado potato beetle)
Lineage: Eukaryota; Metazoa; Arthropoda; Insecta; Coleoptera; Chrysomelidae
Product: juvenile hormone esterase
Source: RefSeq, a predicted model, not a curated record
AUAUUCCAACAAGAUUAUUGUGAUAGUGGUACGUUCUUCGAAUUAUUCGAUAAAUAAUAGAAUAAUUCCAAGAUUAAAACAAUAUGAAUAAUUUUUCGUCGCAUAUCAUUAUCGCCUUAUCAGUCUGUAUAAAAUGGACAGACAUUGCUGCUCCCCAUCUAACAGUACGAAAUAUUGUUCUGAACUAGCAGACAUGGUACGUUACGUAUUAAUUUUUUUGCUUCCAUUCUUCAAUUUGGGAGAAAGUCUAAAGAAUGGACAGUGCACAAGGUCUCCGGAGAAGACUAAUAUUGAUCUGAAUAUAACGGAUGGGCGUAUUACAGGAAUAACAGGUGUGACAGCGGAAGAAAAUAAACCAUACAUUGCUUUCAAAGGUAUACCAUAUGCUGAACCACCUGUGAACAACCUUCGGUUCGAGCCUCCUGUAGCGAAAAAGCCAUGGAACGGUACAUUGAACUGCACCUACGACAAAAGCCAAUGCAUUCAAGGAAGCAAUCCUGUAGCGGGGUCAGAAGAUUGCCUUUUCAUCAAUGUUUACACAAGAUCGCUGACUGGAAAAUCUGGGGUAUUGGUUUUCAUCCAUGGUGGAACGUUCAUAACAGGAAAUUCUUCGGAAACACUUCAAGGACCAGACCAUUUUCUGAACGAAGGCAUGGUGUUUGCCCAAUUCAACUAUCGAUUGGGAGUUUUUGGAUUUAUAAGUACAGAAGAUUUGGUAGUUCCUGGAAAUUUGGGUCUAAAGGAUCAAGUUGUUGCUUUGAAAUGGAUACAAAAAAAUAUUGCAUUUUUUGGAGGUGAUCCUAAGAACGUUACCCUUUUUGGACAGAGUGCAGGAUCUUCAUCUAUUUCAUACCAUAUGCAAUCUGAAUUAUCAAAAGGAUUAUUCCAAAGAACUAUUAUGGACAGCGGCACAUCUUUAUGUUUAUGGUCUCUUGCCAGGGAUUCCAGAUCAACAGCAUUCAAAAUUGGCAGCACGUUAGGAAUAGUAACCAACAAUUCCACUAAAUUGAUAACAGGAUUGAAGAAUAUCAGUUACGAAGCGCUUCAAGAGGCCAGUUCAAGAGUUUAUACACAGGUCACCUUAAACAAUGUUCUUGACGGUUUCGCAUUUGGACCAGUACAAGAAGUAGUUCAUGAUGGAGCAUUUUUCACUGGUAAAAGUGAGGAAAUGUUGCGAACAGGAAAAUAUACGAAGGUUCCAAGUCUUCU